Molecule: messenger RNA, 324 nt
Organism: Linum tenue
Lineage: Eukaryota; Viridiplantae; Streptophyta; Magnoliopsida; Malpighiales; Linaceae
Source: the annotation of a GenBank genome assembly
AUGAGUCCUCUAACUUCUCUGCUUCUCGUCCCGGCCACCGCCUACAUCGUUUAUGCCGUCGUCAAAUUCCUCCACAAAGUGGUAUGGCAACCUCUCCAGACACAGCGGUUCCUCCACUCGCAGGGGCUCAAAGGCCCUCCUUACACUUUCCUCUUAGGCAACGCCAAACAACUUAUCGAGCUCAGAGAGGAAGCGUUGACCAAACCUAUGCCCACUCUUUCCCACGACAUAGCUCACAGGGUCACCCCUCACAUCUCCCUAUGGACCAAGCAAUACGGUAAGAGGCUUCAAAUUUCAAUUCAAGGUGCUUUUGUGGGUUUAUAA